This is a messenger RNA of Ostrea edulis (European flat oyster), 1589 nucleotides long. RefSeq names its product L-proline trans-4-hydroxylase-like. The transcript has 9 exons. NCBI's taxonomy places the organism in Eukaryota, Metazoa, Mollusca, Bivalvia, Ostreida, Ostreidae. Bases 614 to 1447 code for a protein of 277 amino acids. The record is from RefSeq and is a predicted model, not a curated record.
AAGUUAAUAUUUCAAAACUAAUUUAUUGCACUGAUCAUAUUGCAUAAAGUAGAAUUUAAAAAAAAAAUCAUUUCAUGAAGUUCAAGUGGUUACCCAUACAAUGCGUUUAGAUAAAGCAAAGUAACGCAAGAUUUUCUAUUAGCUCUGGCUAACCUUUUAUCGAUAAAGCUCGGUGGUUAGAGCAUUGUCCAAGACUGUUUUACUAGGGGUCCCGCGGGUUCGAUUCUCAACAGAGGCAUAUUUGACUCAUUAUAUGCGAUGGAUUACUGAUCCGAUACUUUAACUAAGAAAAGCGUAUACAUGUAAUUAUUGACGUCAAAUUUCGUUGUUCGAUCGAUAUGCUUUAUUGAGUUAUCUAAUACAUGUAACAUUAACCUCAAUUAAUCAAUAUGUAGGUCAUGCGCUUGAAAAUCGGAUUUAUGUUGACAAGUGACAAAUUAUCUAUUGUCAUACACCAGACAUCUACGCGUCGUGAAUACAUUCAUGUAGAUCGAGUAUCAGUAACCUAAUAGGUCGAGAAGUAGGGUGAUGUACUGCCAUUCAAGCAUUAUUACCCAGCAAGUGUCGAGAUAGGGAGGAUACCGACCGCGAUCACGAGACCACGCCCCGUAAAAUGGGAGUCGCAGAAUUCGACAUAGAAGACAAUUCAUUUACUGUGACGGAUGAAGCUAAGAAACGUUUCUCAGAUGAUGGAUGCAUAGUUGUUAGAGGUUUACUAUCCGAUUCAGAGCUGCAAAAUGUGAAGAAGGCCAGCGAAAAUCCAGAACUUCUAAAACACCAGUAUGGCAGACCUGACAAGAAAGGUAAAGAACCAAAAUUAGUUUUAUGGCAGCACCCAGGAAAUGACGUCACGGGGAUUGUUGCACGAUCUGAGAAAGUUGCAAAGACCUGUCAGGAGUUAUUGGGUGGAGAAAUUUACCAUUACCACACCAAGUUAAUCAACAAAGAGCCCUACAUAGGGGGCACAUUUGAAUGGCAUCAGGAUUACGGGUAUUGGUAUAAUUAUGGCUGUCUGUUUCCGGAUAUGAUGACUGUCUUUGUAGCAUUGGAUGACUGCAAGAAGGAGAACGGCUGUUUGCAGGUUCUGAAAGGGUCACACAAAUGUGGACGUAUUGAUCACGUGCUUGUUGCUGAUCAAACAGGCGCCGACAUCGAACGAGUUCAAGAAAUUGAGAAAGUCUGCGACCUUAUCCACGUGGAGCUGAAGGCAGGUGAUGCGUUGUUUUUCCAUUGCAACGUGCUUCAUACCAGUAGUGACAAUACAAGUAAAAACCAGAGAAGGGCCCUCGUUAUAGCUUAUAACAGAGCUUCUAACAACCCAGGUCCGCACGAAAAGCACCCAGGAUAUACACCUCUCUAUAUCGUUGGGAAUUCUGCCAUUGUAAAUUGUGAAAACUAUGAUGACUUCUCUGGGAAAGAUUUCUGGCUGAAACAACCUCAAGUGUGAAUAAACUAACCAACACCGUCACUGACUAAAUUUAGUUCGUACUCCAUUAUCUAGCGUGUCCUAUUUCAAUAAGAAAAUGAAAUCACGAUGAUGUCAUAUUUAUUUGAUAAAAAUCCAGUUAAUAUAAUAUAAAUGAAUCUUC